GCCAAAUUGGCUUUGGUCGAGGCGAAAGACGCCAAUUGGUUGAAAUUGUUGGGCGGGCUGCCAAAGCGUGCCGCCGCCUGAUGGCACAUGGCGCUGCAUUCCGCCAUACCUACACCGCAUCAUCUACAAACACAGCGGCCAAGGGUCGGACGACGACACACUGGCAUUGCACAUAUGCAGACUUCGCGGCCUUUGAGGACAGCAUCCACGCUUUGCAAAAGGCAGAGGAGGAUGUGGCAUCUGUCAGGAGGAAACUGGAGGAUAUGAUCAUCGAGGCUGGUACUCAGGCUGUUGAGCCGGAUGCGAGUGCUCGCAAAGGAGUCAUGCCGUCCGCCUCUACGAACUGGCUCGCGGAGCAGGGCCGUACCUUCGGCCCGCUGGACUGCGCGGCGAUGAACGCCUUCUCGGGGAAGCAGCGUGGUCACUUUGAAGCUUUCCGAUGCGCUUCCAACAGAUCUAGAUCCUCAUCCUUGAAGAUGCUGCAGGGCUUGUCUGGUUCGAUGGCCUUCCGCGAUUUCGAGAACGAUGAGCGGGGUGCCGUGGUGUGGCAGAGGCCUUGGCCGACGUGCUGCCUGGCCGUGCCGGUGCUGCACCCGGAGGGUGCACCGCGCCUGGCGUGGCUUACCCCGGCCUUCGUCUUCGUGCUCGCGGAGGCGUUCCUUGUACCCUUUAUGCUGUCCUUCUCUGUGGACACAGAUGAUGGCGCGACGGGACUUGCCUUCAAGCUAGUUGACCUGUACUUCUUGAUGGACAUCGUUGUUACCUUCGUCACAGGCUUUCGCGACGCGCGGGGCAACAUGGAGCUGAAGCCGGUGGCUAUUGCGAAGCACUAUCUGGCAGGCUGGUUCGCGCUAGACGCCGUCGCCGCGAUCCCCUGGAGCUGGAUUGGUGACACGUCGGUGGCGCAGGUGACCCGUGGCCUGAAGGUUGUACGCCUCGCGCGACUGGCGCGACUCCUGCGGCUGGCGAAGCUGCGGGCAAUUACUGAGGCCGCGGAGACUUACAUGGAAGGAAGAUAUGUUGCAGAGCUGCUCAUGGGAUUUGGCAAGGUGCUGCUGCUUCUUUUUGCAGUUGCUCAUUGGUGUGCUUGCUUCUGGCAUGCGGUGGGUACUUCACAAGAAGGUGGCUGGGUCUCUGAGCUUGAGAAGGGCUAUGAAGGCGACAACCUCAUCUAUGCUCGGUAUACGUGGUCGCUGUAUUUCACGCUCACCACGCUUACCACUGUCGGGUAUGGAGACAUUACGCCUAGGACGACAGAUGAAUGCCGCUGGGUGCUACUUUUGCUCCUCACCUCGGCAGUGAUCUUUUCUGGACUGCUGGGAAUGCUGAGCGACCUGGUGGCCAGCGUGAAUAAGGAGCACCGCAUCAUUGGCCUGAAGAAGCGGCAGCUGGCCAGGUACAUGACAUGGCGAGCUAUACCGCGGAAUCUGCUGGUCAAGGUGCGUCGAUUUUUCUUGUUCAAGUGGGGAGCGCAGAAGGAUUACGACCUGUAUGAGGAGGAGUUGAAGCAAAAACUUACGCCGACGUUGAGGUCUGAGCUUUGCUUCCAUAUCUUCAAGGACGUGCUCCAUGCGGCGCCUUUCCUCGCGUGGAUGCGGGGCUACAAGGCCUGUUUGAGGAAUCUCGCGGUGAGUGUAAGAUCGGGCUUCCAUGACUCUGGGGACUUUUUGCUGAGGGCAGGCGAAGAGAUCAAGGACGUUGUGAUCCUUCUUGCGGGAACCGCGGUGCUGUACAGGCGAGAUGCUGAUGCUGAGCAGUGCGACCAAGAAGACGAAAUUUGCCCGGAAGAGGAAGGGCUCGUCCAGCGUGCGGUGACACAGCACAGUAAGAUCAGCAGGGCUCAGCGUUUCAAGCAGCUCAUUCUGCACAGGCACGUCAAGCGGCAGACUACGGGGACGGCACUCGUUAGCUCUCGCACCGAUGAAUUGGAGACCCAGUUUUUUGGAACAUGCUACAGCGAGAACAUUGCCAGAGCUGUCAAAGAGCUGAAGCGCCAGGAUUCGGUGCAACGUCGGGCAGCCGCCUUCAUUCAAAGUGCUUGGAGAGAUCAUAUAAAGUCCAGGAGAAAUGAGGGGCUUAAAUUUGGGCUGCUCAGGGUCGGCGGAUAUCCACUAGAUGCUCCGGCAUACUUUGGUGAGUCCUGCCUUUGGGCACCAUACAGUACUUGGAAGAGGCGAGCAGCAAUCCACAGAUAUACAGUGCGGUGCAAGACGCAGGUGGAGGUCGUAAGUGUCCCCAGAUCAGCCAUUGGCCAGUGCAUUGAGAAGUUCUCCCCCUGGCUUCAGAACCGCUUCGAAGUCUUUCAAAGCGCUGUCCUUGCGGAUGCGGUGAUCCAGGAGAGAGGAGGAGGGUGUGGUGCAGGAGGUCUCCGAGCGCGACAUUCGUCGCGUCAAAUCAGCAAAGUCUAACUUCAUGGGCUUUGAUGCGGUGCGCUCCGCACAAGUCGUGCCUUCAGCCCCUGAAGACGCUUGCACACAAAUGAAGCUGUGACUUGCCGGGCGUUUGCGGACGAGAUGCCCACGUUUCGAUUCAGUUUCCGCGGUUUCCAGCAAAUGCUGGAGUUUCCCCGAGUUGGGUCGCAUUUGUUGCUUUUUGUUCGGCGAUGGUUGACUCCGGACCCGAGAAGCUCAUUAGGGAGUGUUCAAGAGGAGCAUUCCCUGCAAAACUUGGAUAAGCAAAGUGCUUUCCUGCCAGAGGCAGGCGGAAGCGAACGCAGAAGCAGC
Molecule: messenger RNA, 2723 nt
Organism: Effrenium voratum
Lineage: Eukaryota; Dinophyceae; Suessiales; Symbiodiniaceae
Source: the annotation of a GenBank genome assembly